Molecule: messenger RNA, 1437 nt
Organism: Euleptes europaea (tarantolino)
Lineage: Eukaryota; Metazoa; Chordata; Lepidosauria; Squamata; Sphaerodactylidae
Gene: PRUNE1
Product: prune exopolyphosphatase 1
Exons: 8
Coding region: 1-1437 (478 amino acids)
Cellular component (GO): cytoplasm
Molecular function (GO): exopolyphosphatase activity
Source: RefSeq, a predicted model, not a curated record
AUGGCACAGUCCCCGCAAGAGGCCAGGGAGGCCCUACAGACUUUGAAGGGCGGUGUGACCAAAGAGUGCAUCCAGAGCCACCGGGAACUCCACGUGGUGCUGGGGAACGAAGCGUGUGAUCUGGACUCCAUGGUGUCUGCCCUAGCGCUUGCUUACUUCUUUGCAAAGACGUCUCCAGACAAGCGGGCGGCCUUCGUCCCAGUCCUGAACAUCCCACGCUCCGACUUCCCCCUGCGGACAGAGAGCACCUUUCUCCUCAAGGAGCAGUGGAUCCCCGAGAGCUCCGUUAUCUUCCGAGACGAGAUCGACCUCCUUGCUCUCCACCGAGCCGGGCUCCUCUCUCUGACGCUGGUGGACCACCACGUCCUCCCGAGCCAGGACGUGGCUCUGGAGGAGGUGGUUGUCGAGGUGAUAGACCACCGACCCCUAGAACGGGAGAGGGGCCCUCGCUGCAGGGUCACGUCGGAAUUGGUGGGGUCGUGCGCCACGCUGGUAACGGAGAAGAUCCUGCAGGGCCCGGUGGAGGUUUUGGACCAGACGACAGCAGCCCUCCUGCACGGUACCAUCGUGCUCGACUGUGUCAACAUGGCUCCCGAGGCUGGCAAAGUGACCCCCAAGGACGUUCAUUUCGCUUCGCUCUUGGAAUCAAAGUUCCCGGAUCUGCCCCCGAGAGGUGUCAUCUUCGAGGCCCUGCAGAACGCCAAGUUUGAUGUCUCAGGGCUCACGACGGACCAGAUGUUGAGGAAAGACCUGAAAGCCGUCUCUGGGAAAGAGGUUGUCGUGGCCCUCAGCUCUGUGUAUGUGACUUUGCAGGACUUCUUGCGCCGUCCAGAUGUGGAGCGAGACUUGUGCGCCUUCUGCCGACAGAGAGGCUACGACGUGCUGGUUGUGAUGGCCAUCUCCUUCAACGAGAAGAAUGUGCCCUUCCGGCAGCUUGCUGUGUACAGCCAGCAAGGGGCGCUCCAGACAGCGGUGUGCCAAAGCUUGGAGGAUUCUAGCAACCCCUCUCUCGGUCUGUCUCCGCUGGAGAGCCCGCACCCCACCAUCUGCGCCUACGCCCAGGGGAACGCCGCCGCCUCUCGCAAGAAAGUCCUCCCCAUCGUCAAAGGCUUCCUGAGGGGGUGGGCCCACGGUGGCACCAUGCAGCCCUGCCGCAAGACCAGAGCCGAGCCCACGGACGCCUCCCAUGGCAGCGCCGAUAGCUGCCCUCCGGAGAGGGGUGCAGCAGGCCGGAAGGAUCCCCCCAAAUCCCAGCACUUGGGAGACGACCUCUUGGGGGACGAAGACACCCUCUUACCUCCGACGCCCAUGAACAGCCUGGUGGACGAGUGCCCCCUCAACCAGGGGCUGCCCAAGCUAUCGGCAGAGGCCGUCUUUGAGAAGUUCAACCGCAUCGCCGUGGCCCGUUCCUGCGAGGACAGCCCCGAGAAGAAGUGA